AUGGCACCAGCAUCGGACUCUUUCAACCAGACCUCCAACAGAGUCUGUGUAAUGGAUGCAUCAGGCCACGUAGGCACCACCCUCACAGAGCGCCUUCUGCAAAGGGGUUACACAGUCCAUGCUGCCCUUCAGAGCCAUGGUGAAUCGCGGUUGGGUGAGCUUUCGUGUGACAAAAAGAAGCUCAAAGUAUUCAAUUUAGACCCAUUUGACUACCAGAGCAUACUUGAUGCUCUCAAAGGCUGCUCUGGCUUGUUCUAUGCAUUUGAGCCUCCACAAGACCAACCCAACUAUGAUGAAUACAUGGCAGAAGUAGAGGUGAGAGCAGCACACAAUGUGCUAGAAGCAUGUGCAAGAACAGAAACCAUAGACAAGGUUGUGUUCACAUCUUCAGCCACGGCUGUGGUUUGGAGAAACGACCGUAAAUCAAUGACUCUGGAGUUGGAUGAACGACACUGGACUGAUGUCAAUUUCUGUCGCAAUUUCAAGGUAUUAAUUUCCAACUGA
This is a messenger RNA of Prunus armeniaca (apricot), 504 nucleotides long. NCBI's taxonomy places the organism in Eukaryota, Viridiplantae, Streptophyta, Magnoliopsida, Rosales, Rosaceae. The record is from the annotation of a GenBank genome assembly.